GGUAAAGGAGCCACCAAGGAAGGAUAUUGGUUUUACUCUGAGGGCCAGUUAGGGUUUGCAUAAGCCUCUGAGUUCCGUCGUCGUACCGUAAGUUGGUGUGACAGACAAAUUAAAUGUCUUCCUGCAGCGGCUUCGUAUUAUUUAUAGUUGCGAUACAGAAUGGGUAUAUUAGCCUGAAACCCCCAGAAAGGGAUCUGGAAGGGGGAACCGGCAACUGGGGAUCGAUCUGCAGUCAUUGGAUUCAGCGGUGGGCGCCGGGACCUUGCGUCCCUCCAGGGUUCGCCGGCGAUUGCCGAGAUUCUCCUAUUUCUCGGUCCAAACGAAUUCCUCCUUCUGUUUCUAUUUCCCCGGAACCUGUGAUUCUAGCCAACGAUCCAUGCUAUAAACAGAAGCUGCAGAGGAUCUAUAUUAAGUGUUUGAAGGAUGAUGCCAACGUAUCGAGUGGAUUCUGCGCGUUUAUAAAGAGAAAUAUAGAAGAGUGCAAUUAACUAAUGGCACCAACAAGAAUCAAAGCCAGAUACACAUAUAUGUAUACUCAAAAGGGUGUGUGAGAUCAGUAAAAAAAAAUGUUAUUUGCGGCCAUGCAUUACUAUUUACUAUUUGCCGCCAACCAAAAAAAAUAGAAUUCAAAAUUUAUUAUAUAUACGUCUCGGUAUAGGAGUUUCACGAACUACUUUUUUUUUACAAAAG
Linum tenue is the source of this 690-nucleotide messenger RNA. The record is from the annotation of a GenBank genome assembly. Lineage: Eukaryota; Viridiplantae; Streptophyta; Magnoliopsida; Malpighiales; Linaceae.